AUGUGGCUCCUUUUUCUAAAAGAAAUAGAAGAUGGAGACGGUGUCGGAGCAGAUGAUGAAGAACAAUAUGUGUGUCGAAUAAUCCAGAAAACCAUUCACCUCCCACUUCCAGCUGUUGUUCGACUCACCCUCAAUAUUUCGCUUCAUCUUUUCCCUUCCCUCUCAAUUUCUGGUAAUGGUGGGUCGCGGACGAAGCAAAUCCAAAUAGAUACAGAUUUUUAUCUUCCCCUUCAAACCCUCCUAUCCCAACUUUUACUCCCAACCUCUCUUAUCUACAUCUCCUCUCUCUCCUCCGCCGUAUCCAGGCGGCGAUCUAGGCGGUUCCCUGGUUUGGAUUCAUAUCAAUAA
Molecule: messenger RNA, 348 nt
Organism: Lactuca saligna
Lineage: Eukaryota; Viridiplantae; Streptophyta; Magnoliopsida; Asterales; Asteraceae
Source: the annotation of a GenBank genome assembly